AUGGCCUCCUUCAACACAAAUGUUGAUCAUAGUGAAAACCGAGCUACGAAUAUGAAUGUCAUUGGUUGGUUCUUCACCGGCGUUGCAAUCGCAACAGUUUCCUUGAAGCUAUUUGCCCGAAUUGGUAGCAAGCGGUUUGGCUGGGAUGAUUUUUUUAUUUUUUUAUCGAUGGCUCUCAGCAUCAUUGCCAUGGCACUCGUCUCUUAUUCGGCCACUCUUGGUCUAGGUCGGCACACUGCAACUGUAGUUGCUGAAUAUGGCAUUGAGAGAUACGAAAAAUCAGCCUACUGGCAGAUUAUUGGAUUUCCUUUCAACAUUGGAGCGUUUAGCUUCCCCAAUAUCUCGAUUGCCAUCCUGAUCGUUCAGCUGCUUGACCCCAACCCACUUCGUGCAAAUCUCUUAUACGCCAUGGUUAUUUUCCAGGUCAUAUUGGCCAUGAUAUACGUUUUCAUCGUCUUUUUUCAAUGCAAACCCACCGAAAAAAUGUGGAACUCUUCCAUUGAGGGCACAUGUUGGAGCUCGGAUAUUUUCAACGGCUUUUCGUAUUUGGUCAGCGCAUAUACAACUAUGACGGAUAUUGUUUUGGCUAUUGUACCAAUUUCUGCAUUCUGGAAACUGCAAAUGCCGUUUUCGACAAGACUGAGCGUCUGCAUUAUGAUGGGAUUGACACUGCUUUCCGCGGUUGUUACGAUUAUUAAAGCAACAUAUUUGAACUUAUUUACCGACCACACUGAUCCUCUUUUCAAGGUGGUGCCGUUGGUUCUUUGGGGAGUGAUUGAGCAAAAUGUUGUCAUUGUCGCCGCUUGUAUCCCGACACUCCGCCCUUUAUUCCGCAAGGCAUUCGAGUCUACCACUGGAUCCUCUGGUGAAGCCACUUCACAAAGAGAAACGCGCUGCGGCUUCAAACUCGCAUACAGUUCCAUACAAUCUCUCUCGAAGCGGACAUUAUCUGUGACGGAAUUACCUCUUAAGGACAGGCAGCAAUCCUAUGAUAUCGAGAGUAGUAGUAGCCAAUUUGGCAUAUGGCGGACGAGAGAGGUAAUGGUGGAAAGUGACGACGAUAGGUCUUUCGAACGCGGCGUUGGAAGGACAGAUAAUUCAUUUAGGGGAUUGUCACAGGAACCUUCCCCCCUUAGCUAA
Messenger RNA from Penicillium roqueforti, 1140 nucleotides. RefSeq lists its product as uncharacterized. The coding region runs from base 1 to 1140 and encodes 379 amino acids. The record is from RefSeq and is a predicted model, not a curated record. NCBI's taxonomy places the organism in Eukaryota, Fungi, Ascomycota, Eurotiomycetes, Eurotiales, Aspergillaceae. The transcript has 5 exons.